GCAGUGUGGCUGAGCAAUUAAACCGAAUGUUCAACUCUAUUUGAGCUCUGCCCGCGUCGGUUUGAGCUUUAUUAUCAUUAUUUUUUUGGACUGAGGCAAUCGGUCGUGCGCGGCCUGGGAGUUUUUUUUUCCAGUUUUGCUCAACCGGGUAACGAAUAAUUUUCAAAGGUCAACUAUGAGCAACUGUUUCGAUACAUAUCUGUACCAACACUCUAGACUGUAUCGGUUGCACAUCGCUAUAAAAUACCCAAACACAUACAAAAAUGGUCAAGUUAACUCAAAUUGAUGACGAAACUGUCGAACAAACCUUCGUCAAUGAACCAAAGGUUGAAGCCGUCAACAAUGACGACUUCUCCGACACCGACGAGUCCGCCUCCGAGGACGAAGACGACUUUGACUUCGAAUCUGAGACCUUAUACGACAGAAUUGUCGCUUUGAAGGACAUUGUUCCACCAAAGCAGAGAGCCACUGUGGCCUCUAUCGUCGGCUCGGUCAGCUCCACUGUCUCUUGGACCGCCUCCAAGUCUGGUAACUUCUUGUGGGUUGUCGCCACCUCCGGGUUGUUGUUGGGCUUGCCAUGUGCCUUGUCCGCCUUAGCUGAGAAGCAGUUGAUGGAAAUGGAAAAGGAUAUGACCUUGCAGCAAAAUGCCAACGAUAUCUUGGCUCCAGGUUCCGAAACCGCUUUCCAGGCUCCAGGUACUGCCUAAGCGUGAACCUGUUUCAAAUGUUAUGACCCUCCCGCCAGACGCAAGCGACAAUGUCCCCUGUGGUCUGUAGCUAUCCUUAUUUCUGAAGCUG
This is a messenger RNA of Babjeviella inositovora NRRL Y-12698, 798 nucleotides long. RefSeq names its product Tom22p (gene TOM22). Lineage: Eukaryota; Fungi; Ascomycota; Pichiomycetes; Serinales. Gene Ontology annotation, cellular component: mitochondrial outer membrane. Gene Ontology annotation, biological process: intracellular protein transport. The coding region runs from base 264 to 707 and encodes 147 amino acids. The transcript has a single exon. The record is from RefSeq and is a predicted model, not a curated record.